This is a messenger RNA of Sporothrix schenckii 1099-18, 993 nucleotides long. RefSeq lists its product as uncharacterized. The transcript has a single exon. The record is from RefSeq and is a predicted model, not a curated record. NCBI's taxonomy places the organism in Eukaryota, Fungi, Ascomycota, Sordariomycetes, Ophiostomatales, Ophiostomataceae. The coding region runs from base 1 to 993 and encodes 330 amino acids.
AUGUCUACAACAACAACAACAUUCUCGUCCACCAAGACGUCACCCCUUGCUCCCUCUCCCUUCUCCGCACCACAACGCAAGACCAUGAGCAUCACACAAACCUACUUCCUGGCCCACAAGGCUCGGGCUAAGCUGUCGUCGCAGGCGGCCCGCCCUGACCACAACCUGCGCCUGCUGGUCGGCCACGCCAACCUCUUGGACACUCUGAUGCUGGAGCUGGCCGAUGCCGAGCGCGAGCAGGAGUCGUGGUUCAACCAGUCGGUGCGCGGCGCCAACAAGGCCCAGCAGCCGGCGCCGCAAAAGGCCGACCGCCACGUGCAGUGGGCCGACACCGUUGUCGAGGAGGCCGAGGAGGAGUGGCACGCCGACAACGACGACGACUCGGAUGCCAGCUCCGACGCCAGCUCCGACUACAGCGAAUCGGACGACGAGUUUGACGAAGAGUUUGAGCAGCAGUCGCCUGCGUCGUCUGUGGAGGACGACGAGGACAUCCUGAUGGCCGACGCCGCGCCUCUGCGCCGCGUGGCCUCGAACAAGGCGGUCGUGGAGACGGUCGACGAGGACGCGUACAGCACAGCAGACGAGGAGGAGGAGGAGGACGACGACGAGGCGUACGACGAAGAGUCCGACGCCGCCCGCCUCACCCUCACCCGCUCUCCCUCCCACUCUGCCUCGCCCGCCUCGCUCUCUUCACCCGCCUCAUCCAUCGCCCACAUCUCGUCACCACCGGAACUGGUCAUCGAGGAGGACUCGGACAUCUCGUCCGAGGACGACGAGUCCUCGAUGCCGCCAUCGCCGCCGGCGGUGACCCUGCAGUCCUUUGACAAGAAGGCAGCAGCGGGUCUCGCCAAGACGGCGGCGACCACGGCCAUCAAGGCCAUUGCGUCGCCACAAGAAGACGACCACGAUGCUUUCGACGACGACAGCACAGCACACUACUACCUGCCACCGCGCAACCCUGCAAGGUUGAUCACGGCGCUGUCUGUCUACUAA